AUGCAGUUUAUUGGUAUAAAUGAAACGGUACUAGAUGAUUUUCCAGAUUUUUCUUCAGAUGAAAGUAAUAGUACUGAAUGGGGAUAUCAAGGAGUUGAUGGACUCGAAGUAGUAAUCAAUGGAUAUACAUUCUCCAGCAAAGAGAACAAGUUUUUUUUAUUUGAUGCAACAGGAAUGAGAUCAAGAGUUUAUCCAAAAAAAUUUCUCUGGUGUCUACAUGUUAUGAAAUUGGAAGAAUUUUGUUUAUUAAAGGAUAUGAAUAAUUUCUAUGCGGAAAUUAAAAAUGGUAAUAUAGGGAGAAAUGAAAAUGAAGAAGAAAGGCAAGUCGAUUUAGUUGAUAUCUAG
Molecule: messenger RNA, 345 nt
Organism: Rhizophagus irregularis DAOM 181602=DAOM 197198
Lineage: Eukaryota; Fungi; Glomeromycota; Glomeromycetes; Glomerales; Glomeraceae
Source: RefSeq, a predicted model, not a curated record